AUGACUUAUCCGAAAAAAGAACUUCAUGUGGCGUGUAAUUAUUUAUUACGAUUGAUGAAAGCACAUGUUACGUUAACAAAUGAACAAAUAAAUCUUUUUAAAUUUACUUUUCAUGAUAUUUUAUCGAAACGAUUUGUUAACCAUUGGUUUCCAGCAACACCACAUCGCGGUAGUGCAUACCGAUGUCUACAAACGAAACAUUGGAAAGAUCCUAUUCUAAAAUCGAUUGCGGAUCGUUCGCUUUUGCCACUUCAUCGCUAUCUACCAGCCAUAUUCACAAUUUGGAUUGAUCCAGGUGAAGUAGCUGUUUGCUUUGGUGAUGAAGGUACAUGGUGUCCGUUGUAUAAACACGAUAGUGAUGGACAAGUACAUCAAGAAUAUAGCGAUGGAGAAGACACAACUUCAUCAUUAUCAUCCGAUGAUGAUCUACUGAGUUUGACACAAAAUGUGAAAAAAAUAAAUGUAAAUGAUGUGCAAUCAAAACAAACUGUAUAUUCUAAUGAUAGCCGUUCGUUGUCAUCAUCAAGUACUAGUCGUACAUCAAGUCCUUUCUCUAAUACUAUAUCAACGAAUACACAAUCGGUGAAUGAUUGUGAUUAUUUAGGAUCGAAUCUUUAUUCUUGUCAAUCGCAAACAAAUGAUUGGAAUGAACAACAGAAUAGUUUUUGGCCACAGCAAUUGUCCAUGUCAGAUUCAUUGUUAUCCUGUAAUCGAAGAGAAAAUUUUUAG
Molecule: messenger RNA, 729 nt
Organism: Rotaria socialis
Lineage: Eukaryota; Metazoa; Rotifera; Eurotatoria; Philodinida; Philodinidae
Source: the annotation of a GenBank genome assembly